AUGGAAGAAGCCAACCUCACCCGCUUCCAGCCUGCUUCCUUCCACCUCACUGGCUUCCCAGGCCUGGAGCCUUUCCACGCUUGGAUCUCCAUCCCUUUCUGCGCGUUGUACUUCACCUCCAUUCUGGGGAACUGCACCAUCCUCCUCAUUGUUGCGCAGGACCGGCGCCUGCACGAGCCCAUGUAUUUUUUCCUGUGCAUGCUGUCCUUGAAUGACUUGGGGGUCUCCCUCUCCACCCUUCCCACCGUGCUGGCCAUCUUCUGCUUUGGCCUCAGGGACGUGGCCUUUGAUGCUUGCCUGGCUCAGAUGUUCUUCAUCCAUUCUUUCUCCUUCAUGGAAUCCGGGAUCCUGCUGGCCAUGUCUUUUGAUCGCUUUGUGGCCAUCUGCAAACCCCUCCGCUACUCGUCUACAUUAACCAACCCUCGGAUCGCAAGGAUCGGCCUGGCCAUCGUCCUGAAGAGCACCGUCAUGCUCUUCCCCUUCCCGUUCCUCAUCAAGCGCCUGCCCAUCUGCCAGUCCAACGUCCUCUCCCACGCAUACUGCCUCCACCCAGACAUGAUGCGGCUGGCCUGCGCAGACAUCACGGUCAACAACAUCUAUGGAUUCUUCGUGGUUCUCUUCACCUACGGCCUGGACUCCACGUUCAUCAUUGUGUCCUACAUCCUGAUCCUCAAGGCCGUCUUGAACAUUGCAUCCCGGGAGCAGCGCCGGAAGGCCCUCAACACCUGCGUCUCCCACAUUUGCGCUGUCUUGACCUUCUACGUCCCCAUCAUUGCUGUCUCUAUGCUGCACAGGUUUGGAAAAAAUGCCCCUCACGUUGUACACAUCAUGAUGUCCAACGUUUACCUUUUCGUCCCUCCGUUGCUGAACCCCAUCAUUUACAGUGUCAAGACCAAGGAGAUCCGUAAGGGAAUCCUUAGGAUUUUGGCAUGA
This is a messenger RNA of Eublepharis macularius, 933 nucleotides long. Its product is annotated as olfactory receptor 51I1-like. Gene Ontology annotation, molecular function: G protein-coupled receptor activity; olfactory receptor activity. Gene Ontology annotation, cellular component: membrane. Lineage: Eukaryota; Metazoa; Chordata; Lepidosauria; Squamata; Eublepharidae. The coding region runs from base 1 to 933 and encodes 310 amino acids. The record is from RefSeq and is a predicted model, not a curated record. The transcript has a single exon. Gene Ontology annotation, biological process: G protein-coupled receptor signaling pathway.